This is a messenger RNA of Athalia rosae (coleseed sawfly), 1555 nucleotides long. RefSeq names its product galactosylgalactosylxylosylprotein 3-beta-glucuronosyltransferase I (gene GlcAT-I). Bases 168 to 1232 code for a protein of 354 amino acids. NCBI's taxonomy places the organism in Eukaryota, Metazoa, Arthropoda, Insecta, Hymenoptera, Athaliidae. Gene Ontology annotation, molecular function: galactosylgalactosylxylosylprotein 3-beta-glucuronosyltransferase activity. Gene Ontology annotation, cellular component: Golgi membrane. Gene Ontology annotation, biological process: carbohydrate metabolic process; chondroitin sulfate proteoglycan biosynthetic process. The transcript has 4 exons. The record is from RefSeq and is a predicted model, not a curated record.
UUAGGCUGCAGUGUAUUCAUCUUUUUAUUAAUCUCAUUUACUUUGAGUCUUCAUGGAGUAAAAUCAUUGCCGAGUCUACAAGUAAAAAUCGUACUCUUCUUUGGUGGGGUUCGGAAGUUGAAUACGAAUUGAGCACCCCGCGUUGAAAGUAUCAUGGCGAACGAACGAUGGUUGAAACAGCAUUUCUAACGAACGAAAAUUGGACGGAGCCUAAAAUGCGAAACAGAAGAUUCUUGGAGUACACUCUGGUACUGAUACUGACUACUAUCAUCAUUCUCCAAUGGAUUUCAUAUGAAACUUUGCAAGAAAAAUAUUCUUCGUAUCCAGAUAUCAAACGACGAAUCGAAAAUUCCAUGAAUGGCACAAUACUCACCCCCGGGCAGACAAAACAUGUAAAAAUAAUGAUAGAAGAUUUAACGGUAGAAUUAUCAUCUGAUUUACUCAAGCGUCAGGCGUAUUGGCGUAAAAAACCGACAAUAUACGCUAUAACGCCAACUUUCGCAAGACCCGUUCAAAAGGCAGAGCUCACAAGACUGGCGCAGACUUUUAUGCAUGUGCCAACUUUUCACUGGAUUCUCGUCGAGGACUCCGUCAAUGAAACUGUGCUGGUAUCUAAUCUAUUAAAAGAAAGUGGCAUUGCGUAUACACAUCUCACUGCGGUAACGCCACCGAAUUAUAAACUUGGGAGGAACGAUCCGAAUUGGAAGAAACCAAGAGGCAUUGAGCAAAGAAAUGCUGCACUGAAGUGGUUGCGUGAAAAUCUUGGUCCAGACGACGAAGGAAUCGUUUAUUUUGCCGAUGACGACAACACGUACUCAAUUAAAUUAUUCGAAGAGAUGGAGAAAAUUAGGCACGUCGGUGUUUGGCCCGUAGGACUGGUCGGAGGACUUAUGGUAGAAAGACCAUUAUGCGAUAAAGCAACGAAUAAAGUCAUCGGAUUUAACUCGGUUUGGAAACCUGAUAGACCAUUUCCGAUGGAUAUGGCUGGAUUCGCGGUAAAUGUUAAGCUACUGUUGAAAAAUAAGGACGCCUGGUUCUCGUUCGAGGUACCGACCGGAUAUCAAGAGAGCGAAAUAUUGAGGCAAAUAACGACAAGAGAACAGCUUGAACCUUUGGCGGAUUUUUGCACAAAGGUAUACGUGUGGCACACCAGAACCGAACCUCCUAAGCUAAGUUCUGAGCAGCUGUUAAUAAAAAAAGGUAAAAGAUCUAACGCAGGCAUGGAAGUGUGAGCAAUAUUUGUAUGGUUUUGUAAAAGAUUGUUAAAAGAUAAUGAAGUUGAAUUGAACUGUUAAUUGAUUUUUUGUUGGUCUAUGAUGCGGUUCAGCGUUGAGUGAGAAAGUUAUAUUAGCAUUAAGUAAAAAAUUAUCAGAAAUUAUACCAGUGGACGUUCGAAUACUCUUAGCUAUAUUUUUGUCAUGAUAUUUAUUAGAUCUAAUUCUAUACAUACAAGAGCGGAAGCGUCGCCGAUUCUGACUCAAUGAUUUACUGAUGAGAUUUACGGAAUACAGUAAUACGUGUAUUUCUAAAUAAAGUUCCUUACAAAACAUUAAAA